Molecule: messenger RNA, 975 nt
Organism: Acytostelium subglobosum LB1
Lineage: Eukaryota; Evosea; Eumycetozoa; Acytosteliales; Acytosteliaceae
Exons: 10
Coding region: 1-975 (324 amino acids)
Source: RefSeq, a predicted model, not a curated record
AUGAGAUAUAACUUCCUCAUUGCCACAUUGGCACUAUUAUUUGCCUUUGGACUUUCUUCGACCAAUGCCAUUAAUCCAUUGACCAGCAGUGAGCUCACAGCAAUCAGGUGGCUUAUCUCACAAUACCAACUCGAUUGGGAUGGAUAUGCCACACCAGCGACAUGUAAUAUCAUAGCACUUGGCUCCAAGAACAAACUAGAAUGCACCGUCUCAAACACCCGAUAUACUGUGUCAUCAAUUAAUAUUACUGAUGCUGGAUCCGCCUCUCAGGACCAAGGUUUUCCUGACCAGAGUUUAACAGCACUGCAGUUUCCAAAUAUGGCCUAUUUGACCAUUCGCACUACAAACUAUGCAGCAAAGAACCAAUCCAUUCAAAUUAUUGACUUGCUUGACAAUAUUAUAAAUUCCAAGUUACGAUCACUCGAGAUUACUGGACCAUCCCAGAUCAUGGUCGUUGACCCUUCUUGGCCCAAGUACCUUAACAGCACUUUAGCCUAUCUCACUUUAACCAAUCUCCAAUUGGGAUCGAAUCUGCCAAUCAAAUUCCCAAGCUUGUAUGAAUUGACAGUUACUGGUAUUACCUUUGCCAAUCCUGCCAACAGCGUGUCAUUUCCAUUGUCAUCAUACUCUUCCAUCCACAGGAUUAUUUUGGAAUACCCAGCAGACACAUCCACGACAACUCUUUCAUGUAAUUCAUUAACCUUCCCCAAUAUUUUAUCAAUCCAAAUCUCAACACACAAGGCCAUAACUUUGAAUGUUGCCAACAACUGGAUUGAAAAUGUGUUCCUUGACUCAAUGAAUGCCACAUCGGCCUUAAGCAUCUCGCCAGCCACCGUUUAUCUAAGAUCUUUGAGUGUCAGGAAUGCUGUAGUAAGUCCAGCAAACCUCACCAAGUUUGUUAAUUUAAACUCAGUGUCAUUCGUAGCAGUUACCAUGCCAACUGAUUUCCCACCACUCAACCAACUGUAUGUUUGA